AUGAGGACGGGACGACGGCUGACCUGGCAAGGGCCACCGGUGAAGCGGAAAGGGGACAGGGGUGACGAGGCUUGCCCGAGUCGCAUGCAUGGAAAGGAGCCCAAGGGUUGGGCGGUGGUAGCGGCGCGCACAUCGCCCAUAAUGGAGGAUUUCAAGGACUGGCUGGCGUUCAAGGCAGAGCCAGCAGCCGUCGAGAAACUCAUGCACUCACGGGCGUCACAGAGGGACACAUGUCAUCUCGCCUCAUCGUCCUCGUCAUCCUCGUUAUCGUCCACGUCACUGGGCCUUCAACCCGGUCCCUUCCCGUGCACUGCACGACCUGCCACCUCCACCUCCUCUUCCACGUCCACACUCCCCUCGAGCGGCGAGGCCAAGGCGGCAGCAACAGCAGCGCUGCAAGCAGCAUUGGAAUCGCGAGACAUAGCCCGCAUGGUGGAAGCGCUGAGAUGCCACCGCAGCAAGGCCACUCCCAAGGCCGUGAGGGUGGUUCAGCAGGAGGUGAACCGGCUGCUGUUUGGGGAUGGGGGGGCUAGUGGGGGCGGGAGCAGAGCGAGUGGUGCGGCUGGGGGAGGGGAUGGGGGAGCGCGUGGGGGAGGAGCUGGUGCUGCUGGGACAGCAGGUUCAGGCGCUGCUGCUGCUGCUGCUGGUAAUGCUGCUGGUGCUGCUGGCGGGUUGUCCGGCGGUGCAGGCUCGAGUGUGGCACCAAGUGCACAUGCACAUGCUGCCUCGGGCGGUCAUGCGUGCUGCAACAAUCCCGCAUGCGUGCACCGCUCCUUCCCCGCCCCUGCGAGCCCCUUCCCCAACCUCACUCAUGCUGCUGCUGCCACAGCAACUGCAGUCAGCGCCGCGCCCCUGCAGCAAAGCAGUGCUGGGGGAGGCGCAGGGGGAGGGGGAGGGGGAGGGGGAGGGGGAGGGGGAGGGGGAGGGGGAGGGGGAGGGGGAGGGGUAGGGUCAGGGGGACACGGAGUUUUGCAAAAGGUUGGAGAAGGCAGAGGGCGGGGGAAAGGAGUGGUGGCGGCGGAUGGGGGGAGGUUUGGCGGGGGAGGGGAAGCAGCGGCGGGAGGAGGAGACGCGGGAGGGACAGUGUUGGAACGAGGGGGGAAGAUGGAUGGUCCUUUUGCAGCUUCUGCUGGUGAGUGUGGGCUUGGCAGCGCACUGGGAGGAGGAGCCACGGUGUGGGGUGGAGCAAGUGGAACUGGGACCGUCACUGGGGCCCCUCCUGCUGCUGCUGGGAUUGUAUCAGGGCUGGUGACGGGUACUGCACCAGGAAUUGCUGCUGCUGCUGCUGCUGUUGCUGGUGGUGCUACUGCUGGUGGUGUUGGUGUUGGUGGUGGUGGUGGUGUUGGUGGUGGUGGUGGUGUUGGUGGUGGAACGAGGGGUGCAGGUGGAGGUGUGGGUGGUGGUGGAGAUGCAGUUCAAGGUGUGGAUGCCGUCGUGUCGGGAGGCUGGCAGGAGUCGGUUCUUAGUGGAAACGCCGCUGCCACUGCUCAGCAGCAGCAGCUGCAGACCCAUCGAUUUGAGCAGCAAUCCCAGCUGUUUAAGCCAGGAGACGGGCAGUGGAUACAGCAGCAGCAGCAGCCUCCGCAGCAACAGCAACAGCAACAGCAGCAGCAGCAGCAGCAGCAGCAGCAGGAGCAGCAGCAGCAGCGGCGGCGACGGCGAUGCUGUGAUGGCUGCUGCAGCUUCUCGGAUAACUAUGGCACCAUGGCGCCUGCUUUCUUGACUCCUGAUACCACCACAUCCCCCGCCCUCACUCCUACUUCCACCCCCAAACCCCCCUCCACCACCACCACCACCACCUCUUCCUCCUCCUCCUCUUUCGUUCUGCCCUCCUCCCUCUCCUCUCCUGCCCACGCUGCUUCCAUGCCUUCUCCUACCACUGCCACGACUCCCACCACCACUUCAGCCCCGCACCGGCCCCUUCCCUCCUCCUCACCUUCACCCUCCGUUCCCCUCUCCACCAACCCAGGGUCUGACCCUAGCCAACGUCCAGCCUCCACUGUGCGUCAGCAGCCUCGGCAGCAACAGCAACAGCAACAGCAGCCGCAGCAGCAGCAGCAGCAGCAGCAGCAGCAGCUUCAGCAGGAGAUGAUGCAGAGGAUGGGUGAGGGAGCGGGCAGAGGUAGGGAGUGUGGAGAGGAGGGCAGGGGGGGUGAGAUGCGGGGAGUGGAUUGGGAGGAGAUAGGAGCGGCGUUGAUUGAGGAGGAGGAGGUGGUGCUGCGCGCCAAUGCUGCACUCAAAGAGGCUCAGGCGUCUGGGGAUCUGCAGGCUAUGAGGAAUGCGUUGGAAGAUCCGAUGAAUGCCAGGGCAGGGGCAGCAGUGCGGCACUGUUUGGCACGUGCGGUGAAGAAGAAGGAGCAGAGGGCACGGGGAAAGAAGGGCACGCCGCAGGCUGGUUCUACUGCUGGUGCUGCUGCUGGUUCAGAUGGUGUUGGUAGUGGUGGUGCUGGCGGAGAAGUGGGUGAUGGAUCGGGGCAGACGGGAGGAGGAGAAGAGAGGACGGAAGAGGGGGAGGAGGACGGUGACAAUAGCGGCCAGAAUGAGGGAGCAACGCAAGGGAGGGAAGCAGUUCUUGAUCGUGGGGAGGAGAAGGCAGGGGUGAGUGCGCUGGCAGAAGGGGGAUCCAGUGACGUGCGUGAGGAGAAGAAGAACGAGAGGUUUAAGGGCAGUAGGGAAGGCGAGGGGCAGCGAGGAGACGGAGCAGGGGAGGAUGAGCCAGGCGAUGUGAGCAAGCAUGGGAGCAAGAGCACGGGCACGGGCACGGGCACGGGCAAGGGCACGGGCACGGGCACGGGCACGGGCAAGGGCACGGGCACGGGCACGGGCACGGGCACGGGCACGGGCACGGGCACGGGCACGGGCACGGGCAAGGGCACGGGCACGGGCACGGGCACGGGCACGGGCACGGGCAGUAGUAAUAGUAGCACAGGUCGUGCUGCAGUGGCGCUAGAGGAGGAGGAGGAGGAGGAGGAGGAGGAAAGCACAGAGGGGACGAGUGGGACACAGGACGGGGGUAAGCAGAGCGACGCAAAGAAGAAGAGGAAGAAGAAGAAGAAGAACAAGAGCGGUGGUGCUGCUGUGACCGGAACAGGGUCAACCGGAUCAGCAGCAGCAGCAGCAGCAGCAGCAGCAGCAGCGUUGCACGAGCCCUCUGGGUCUGCUGCUCAAGAAGACCCACCAGCUACAACUCCUCCUGCUCUUACCUCUCUGCGAAGCCCUAGAGGCAUCACUUCUUCCUCCUCCUCUCCACCCGCCCCUGCCUCUCCUCUCCCCUCUGUCCCUGAAACCCUCUCUCCGCCCGAUAGAAAUCUCCCAUCUUCGCGUGCUCCUGCUGCUGCCCGCCCUGACCGGUCCCUUCCCACUUCCUCCUCCUCCUCGCCCGCUCUCUCGCCCCCUCCUCCCACUGGAUCUGGAGCCGCAGCUGCUGCCAGCAGCUCUGACCACAGUAGCGGUAGCAGCAGUAGCAGUGGCAGUGGCGGAGGGGGCAGCAGCAGCAGCAGCAGCAGCAGCAGUAGUAGCAGAAGUAGUAGCAACAGUGGCGGCAGCAGUGGUUCUGUAGGCGCAGGGGGAGGGGGAGGGGGAGGGGGAGGGGGAGGCGCAGGGGGGCCGUCAUGGAGUGAUCGGGUGGCUGCUGGGCUGGCCAGGUCAAAGGAUGCUGCUGCUGCUGCUGCUGUUGCUGCUGCUGCUGCUGCUGCUGCUGCUGCUGCUGCUGCUGCAACUAACGCAGGCACUGCAGGAGGAAAGGGGAGUGGCAGCAGCAAACAGGGCGCUAUGGUAAUGGCAAUGGCAGCAGCAGGUAGUGGUCGAAACGGGCAGGUUUCUAUCCAUGCUUCCCACCCCCGCCAUCAUGGGCACACGCAGCAUCAUCACCACCACCACCAUCACCACCACCACCACCAGCAUCAGCAUCAGCAGCAGCUGCAGUUUGGCUCUGCUAACACAGCUCCAGCUUGGGGUAUGGGUGGAGGAGAAGGAGGAGGAAAUGGAAUUCUAUCAAGUCGCGCUGCCAUGGCAUCCCAUGCCACAGCUGCUUCUUCUGCUUCUGUUGCCGCUGCUGCUGCUGCUGUUGCUGCUGCUGGCGGUGCCACUGCUCCUGGCCGAGCAUGGGUAGGCAAGUCAGCUGCUGCAAUCGCUGCAGGCCGAGGGGGUGCGGGAGGAGGAUCCGCCACAGGAGCGAUGGGGCUUCGAUCGGCUGCUUCAGGUGCUGCUUCUUCUGCUGGGGUGGUGGGGGGUGGGUUCUGGUCAGUGGCUGACGCGGGAGGUGGAGGUGGGGGGGGGCGGCAGGAGGAGGAGGACGAUGAGGAGCUGUGUGUGAUCUGCUUGGAGAGGGAGCGAACGACAGCGUAUGAGCCGUGCGGCCAUGCGGCAUUCUGCCUGGAUUGUGCGCAGGCUAAUCUGGAGGUGCAUGGUGACUGCCCCAUCUGCCGCACGCCCCUGCAAGGCAUUUCCUCUGACUCUGGCAGAUGA
Closterium sp. NIES-65 is the source of this 4467-nucleotide messenger RNA. NCBI's taxonomy places the organism in Eukaryota, Viridiplantae, Streptophyta, Zygnematophyceae, Desmidiales, Closteriaceae. The record is from the annotation of a GenBank genome assembly.